This is a messenger RNA of Symbiodinium sp. CCMP2456, 3231 nucleotides long. Lineage: Eukaryota; Dinophyceae; Suessiales; Symbiodiniaceae. The record is from the annotation of a GenBank genome assembly.
AUGAAGUCGUUCCUGGCACUCUGUGUGGUGGGAGCCGUUGCCUUGAAGCAGGGCUCGCUGAACCUGCUGAGGCUGCCCAUUAACUCCGACAGCGACAUCGACUUUGAGGACACGCUGGUGACGGCCUUGCGCGCCUCAAAGGGCCGGUCGAGUCCUGAGACCAAGGCCUUGGUGGACAAGAUCCAGCAGCUCUUGAACGAUGCCAAGCCCUCGAUCAAGAAGACUUUGGAGGGCAUGCAGGCCACAUUGACCAACGCGGGCAACGCCAUGUCCGAUUGCGGUGGCCAGGAGAUGCAAAAGAGCUCCGCGGCCUUCGAGCAGAACUUCACGACCAAGAGUGCAGCCCACAAGACAUGUCGACAGACUCAGAAGCAAAACCUCGACGCGCAGAACACCUGCCAGACGGAGCUGAAGACUGUGACAAGCACCGCCAAGACGACGUGCGCGGCGCUCGAAGCACUGGAGAAGACCAUGUACAGCGCCAAGGACUCUUGUGAAGUGAAGACCGGUGAGGCCUUCGAGGCUUACCACACACGGCUGAUCGAGGCUUCGCAGAAGACUCUGGAAGAGUACAAGAAGCUCAAGGAGGGGUGCGCCAAGGCCAAGAAGGAGUUGGAAGAGAAGGGACCCGAAUGCACCGUCGCGUUGAAGACCUAUGAAAGCCAGAAGGAAAAUUGCGACAGCGUGCAGGACGCCAUGGACAGCCUUUCUUGCUCCCACUACGAGGCGGCGACCAGCAAGUGUGAGGCUUCUGGAACGUGCUACGACAAGGCUGUCGCGAAUUACGAAUCUGUCCAGACGUCGUCCAUGACCCAGCUGGACAGCUUGAAGAAGGAGUGGCGUGCCAUCUUGCGAAUGGAGUGCAUCAUUCAGGUCUUCAAUCUCGAGGAGUCCAAGAGGGCCAGCGCCAUUGACAGCUGCCAGGCGAAGGACAUGAGCGCACAGGCCGACAGCGACCUCCCGCUGCAGCUCUCCACUAUCCCCAACAAGCCCACCUGCCACGUCCCCGCGAACAAGGCCGGCAGUGCAGGGUACGUGCAGGCCAACUUCGACGGCCUGCCAGCGGACAGUCCCGCCAAAGCAUGUGUUGCUUCCUGCUGCCAGCAGCAAUCUCGCGGCACGUCCGGCUUGGACUUCUCCGGACUCGGCACCACGCCUUCUGGCGACUGGCACCUCGCCCUCAACAUCGAUACGAACGACGGCAACGUGGUGUCCUACAUUAACACGGACUUCUGGGAGUCCGCUACGGGCCUUGGCGGGGCCAGCGACAAGGUGGAAGAACGCUUCAGUCGGGACUACAAGGACUUGGAGGUCUUCAACAAGGUACAGGCCAAGCAGCUGCUGAUCGUUUGCCACAAUGAGGGCAAGGCGCUUGGAUGGCGCUCGUGGAAGCUGGUCGACACGAAGACGCUGCAGGGCUGGUUCACGAUCGGCAACACUUGCUCCUCAGGGCUUGCGGAGAAGAAGUUCCAGAUGGCUGUGGAAACCACUGGUGGUGACGUGGGGACCCUUGUCAAAAACGAGCCCCUGAUCAAGAACACGAUCGACGGCACCGAUAAGCUCUAUGUGAACUCAAACCAUCAGAACGGGGACUUCGACUUCAAUCGGCUCUCCGUGAACGUCGACGUCAAUUGGUCCGGAAACUUUGGGGCCGGCCUUGGCACCCAGUACGACACGCAGAUGAUCGAUGGGGGUAACACCUGUGGCAACACGGCGCGGCCGCAGGCAGAUGCAGAAAUGCGAACGGAGCAGCACCACUGGGGCAGCAGUGGUGGUAUGGGUGGUCUCAUUGGUUCAGACCACCUUUGCCACGAGAAUUGCCCAUGGACGAUUAGCUCGGGCUACGACUACGACUACGCCAUCUUUGUUCUGCAUCGUGUCAGGAACCCGUCGACUGUUUCUAUCUACCGCAUGCGCAACCAAACAACCAAGCCGCGGACACCAGGUAAUUUUGGUAUCCUGGACCAACAGCUGGCCCUGCAGUGGGUGCAACGCAACAUCGAGGCCUUCGGCGGCGACCCAUCACGAGUGGGUCUGGUGGGUUGGUCUGCAGGCUCAGCAUCCGUCAGUGUUCACCUGGCCAUGCCAAGCAGCCAAGGACUCUUUGGCCGCGGCAUCAUGUUAAGUGGAGGCUUUGCAGAUUGGGGCUCCCAAACUGCCAGUGCUUGUGAGAGGAGCUACGAGACCUUCCUCAACACCACCAAAUGCGCCAAUGAAGCUGAAUGCUGGGAGGACGGUGUGCCAUGCAGUUGUUUGAUGCAGAUGGACAUGGCAGAGCUGCUGGCCGCGCAGAGCGCCAGCCAAUUCUUCGCAGCGCCAACCGUAGAUGGCGUGACCCUGCCCUACUCGCCCAUGGAUGCGCUGAAGCAACAGAAGGUGCACAAGGAUGUGCCAAUCAUCAUAGGCACUGCCAUCGAGGAUUCCUUUGUUGACAUCGGGGCCGAUGCCAAGAUGGAGGACUUCGAGAUCUGGUUGGAGUCUGUUCUUCCUAAGUGGCAGGUUCCCAGCGUUGUCAAGAUCUACAAGGAGAGUCUGUCCGAGCAGAACCUCUACGACAAGGCCAACAAGUUCUCGCACGAAGGAUGGUCUCCGGCCUACUGGGCAGCACGACGCGUCCGUGCCGACAGAGCCAUGACUUGCGUGGCGCGCCGGUCGGCGCGUGCCUGGUACGAAGCCACUGGUGCAAAGGCCUACUGGUAUUUAUGGGGCGUUGGAUCUGCGAACAACCCCCGAGCAGGCAUCCCAGCCAUGGAGACUCGGCAUAACCAGCCAACUUCACACCCGCAGAGGGUCGAGGCAAAGAGCUGCUGGCCGUGCCCGGGAGCUGCCCAUGGGACAGAUCUGGACUACUUCUUCCCCAACCGGAGCCGUGUUUCCAGCAGCGCUGAGGAUCUGGUGAACGUGUAUCCGACCUUCAUGGCCGACUUCCUUCGCUCCGGAGAUCCGAACCGCUGGAACCACUUCGUCGUUAGCCAGGCCAACCAGAAGCCUGCAUGGCCCGAGGUCAAGGAGGGAGGUAUGUGGUUCCAGGCUGGCGCCUCACGCGUGACACUUUGCUGCAAGGUGGAGUGUCAGAGUCAGAGACUUCGCUGCGAAACUCAUUGGUAUCGGGCAAUGUGCGCCGUUUCGGAGAUUCGUCUAAUUCAAAUCCGUGGUGAUCUCCUUCUUGACCUAGACCUAGUCUGGUGCUCAGCCGUGACGAGGCUCGACAUGUCGAAACCGUUUACAUGA